Messenger RNA from Lotus japonicus, 2420 nucleotides. RefSeq names its product ABC transporter G family member STR2-like. NCBI's taxonomy places the organism in Eukaryota, Viridiplantae, Streptophyta, Magnoliopsida, Fabales, Fabaceae. The transcript is spliced from 3 exons. The record is from RefSeq and is a predicted model, not a curated record. Gene Ontology annotation, cellular component: membrane. Bases 102 to 2255 code for a protein of 717 amino acids. Gene Ontology annotation, molecular function: ATP hydrolysis activity; ABC-type transporter activity; ATP binding.
AACCCCAUGUCCUCAGUUUUGGGAGAGCCCUUCAGAACAUGUUCUGUUCCAACACUGAAUUUCUCUAUCAGCAGUAGUUGGUGACAUCUUAAACCUCAAACAUGCCUCAAGCCAACGGCUAUCGUGAUGAGACUGUAAUUGACAUAAAGAAACCGGUGAGUUUCACCGGGGGUGUUGAGUUUGAAAGCCUUACAUAUACUGUGAGAAAGAAGAAGAAGGUUGAUGGGAAGUGGUCCAGUGAAGAUGUGGACUUGCUGCAUGAUAUCACUGGUUAUGCACCAAAAGGUUGCGUCACUGCAGUGAUGGGGCCUAGUGGUGCAGGGAAGUCCACUUUUCUUGAUGGACUAGCUGGGAGAAUUGCAAGUGGGAGCCUUAAAGGGAAGGUGUCCUUAGAUGGGACAACUGUGAGCCCAAGCUUGAUCAAAAGAACCUCUGCUUAUAUCAUGCAGGAAGAUAGGCUUUAUCCAAUGCUCACUGUCUAUGAAACUUUGAUGUUUGCUGCUGAUUUUCGCUUGGGGCCACUUUCUCUUGCUGAUAAGAAGCAGAGAGUAGAGAAGCUCAUUGACCAGCUUGGCUUAUCCUCAUCUAGGAACACCUACAUAGGAGAUGAAGGGACAAGAGGGGUGUCCGGUGGAGAGCGUCGCAGGGUCUCAAUUGGGGUUGACAUCAUUCACGGACCAUCACUUCUGUUUCUGGACGAGCCAACUUCAGGACUAGACUCCACCAGUGCUAACAGUGUGAUUGAGAAGGUGCAUGACAUUGCGCGCAAUGGAAGCACCGUGAUCCUCACCAUUCACCAGCCCUCAUCCAGAAUCCAGUUGCUCCUCGACCAUCUCAUUAUCCUUGCUAGAGGCCAGCUCAUGUAUCAAGGGUCACCUAAAGAUGUGACCCUCCACUUGGGUCGCAUGGCGCGCAAGGUCCCCAAAGGUGAGAACCCAAUUGAGCAUCUCAUUGAUGUUAUCCAAGAGUAUGAUCAGUCCGAACUAGGAGUUGAGGCACUCGCUGAGUUUGCACGCACAGGGAUGAAACCACCUCAUUUGUCUGAAUUUUCACUGUUUUCUGCUGCACCUUCACCAUCCCCAUCUUUACACCGUGAUGAAAAAUCUCAAGACUUCUCUUACUCAUCACAAGUAAGUAGAAAAGGCCAAGAGGAUUUUGAUCACAGUGUGAGGAGUCUCAAUAAUACCUCAAUGUCAUGGAGCGCCAGCCAUAGUGCAGCUUUUCUAAAAUUCACUCCUUCAAAACUUAAAAAGGAUAACAAGGUGCAGAAGCCCACCACAAGUCAAGCUUCCCCUGGCUACUACUACGCCUACUCGAGUGAAAUCCUCCCAGCAACUCCAACACCACACAGCAGUGACUACACAGUGAAUGAGAAUGACUACCUGACACCCCCAAAUUCAAAACUUGAACAUCUUGGUCCAAAGUUUGCAAAUUCCUACACAAGAGAGAUUUGGAUCCUGAUGCGCCGCAACUUCAUAAACAUAAGGAGGACCCCUGAGCUUUUCCUGUCAAGACUCAUGGUCCUCACCUUCAUGGGUUUCAUGAUGGCCACCAUGUUCCACAACCCCAAAGAGUCCUUGCAAGGAAUCACGAACCGUCUCAGCUUCUUCAUCUUCACCGUGUGCCUCUUUUUCUUCUCUUCCAAUGAUGCCGUCCCGGCCUUCAUCCAAGAGAGGUUCAUCUUCAUCCGCGAGACUUCACACAAUGCCUACAGAGCUUCCUCCUACACCUUUGCAGGCCUAAUCACCCACAUGCCAUUUCUUGCUCUCCAAGCUUCAGCUUAUGCAGGCAUUGUUUGGUUUGCUUUGCAGCUUAGAGGCCCUUUUCUCUACUUCUUGCUUCUUCUCUUCCUUUCUCUCCUCUCAACCAAUUCAUUCGUUGUGUUUGUGAGCUCGGUCGUUCCGAACUACAUCUUGGGGUAUGCAGCGGUUAUCGCCUUCACUGCCCUCUUCUUCUUGUUUUGUGGAUACUUCUUGAACAGCAAUGAUAUGCCACAUUAUUGGCGUUGGAUGAACAAGAUUUCAACAAUGACAUACCCUUAUGAGGGGCUCUUGAUGAACGAGUACCAGACCAAUAUUUCCUUUGCAAAUGAUGAAAUUAACAUCACCGGUUUUGAUAUCUUGAAAAGUCUUGAUAUUUCAACUGAAGGAUACAAGAAGAGGAACAAUGUGCUCAUAAUGUUAGGUUGGGCUGUGUUAUAUAGGGUCUUGUUUUAUUUAGUCCUUCGUUUUGCAUCCAAAAACCAGAGGAGGUAGUAGACUAUAUAUCUAAGGGAAAUUAAGUGUGUGAGUGUGACAAAGUUAACCAUUUCAUUUGUUAUUGUACUGCAAAUAAACACAUUGUUGGAUCUAUUGCUUCAUUGUAUUGUAUUUGCAACAAGCUUUAUAUAAAUUAUAAAUCACUGCAUGGACAUUGUUGUA